AUGUACUGCAUUGAUCCCGACCCGAUAUUCUACGGUACUUCAAGAACAAUAGCCGCUUCUAUAUUCAUCUUCUUUUCGGCUUUUUCCAUAGCACUACAUGUGCUCUUCAUAGCUGCAGUUCGUAAAAUGGCAGGAUGGGAGUCGAAUUUUGCUUUUGCCCUAUUAAUGACCAUGUCAGCUUGUGCAAUUAUUCGUCUUUUCAACUAUAUUGUCUGCAAUUUGAUAGCUCUGGCCUAUGUGGAUUUCUGCACCAAUCAUCAUAUUUUCACGGCUCUUGGCUCCCUCGAUCUUUCCUCAUAUUUCUCAAUUAUCCUGAUUACGGUAUUGAUCACUACCCAUCGAGUCGUCUACACAAUAUUUGCCACCCGCGCUAAAACUCUUAUACAGCCGUGGUUUUUGAAGGGUAUUUUGGUGUUCAUCGCGUUAUGUUUUGCUUCUAUGGUAUAUGUAACAUAUCCGAACGAUGUCCAUUACCAUUUUGUGCCAAAUCUCCUUUCCUACGAUGACUUGGCCGAAAGCAAUUAUGAAAUCCUACGAUUGGCUAAAAGGGUAGCCAACUACACUUUGGGUGGAACGAAUAUAGUCGCAUAUUCAGUGAUAUUUGGUUACCUCUACUGUCGUCAUUCAUUAUCAUUUAGCACCAAUGAAUCACGCAUGACAUUGCAGGUAGCGCUGUUUGUAUGCAUUGAAUGUCUAUAUUUUAUCUAUUGGGAAUUUUUUGAAAAACGAGUUUUAACGAUUAGAUUGUAUUUAAGGCGAAUCCAAACACGCAUUCUUGAGCUGUUCGGGAUGGAACAGAAGGCUCGUACUGUGCUGGGAUCACGUUCUGUUAUUAUCUGCCGUACGGUCUAA
Messenger RNA from Strongylus vulgaris, 852 nucleotides. The record is from the annotation of a GenBank genome assembly. Lineage: Eukaryota; Metazoa; Nematoda; Chromadorea; Rhabditida; Strongylidae.